AUGACUACGUCAGACAACCUGUCGGCCCGCCUCGAGACCUUGGCUAUGGAUGAGCUGCCUAAAACGAUUAGAGAUGCGGUCAGAGUCACCAGAGCUCUGGGAAUCCGCUAUCUAUGGGUAGAUGCCCUUUGCAUUGAGCAGAACUUAAGCCGUUCAGCGAUGAGGGACAUUUUACGAAACAUGCCCGAUAUUUACGCUGGAGCGGCUAUUGUUAUAGGAGCUGGGUCAGCGUCGCACUGCGAUGAAGGCUUUUUGGGACCUAGGAACCUGCAAUAUCUUGAGUAUGAACUGCCAGUCUCUCAAAGUGAUGGCCUCGGAACCACCAAUGACAAAAUGCGCCUUGUUGAACGUGGGUUCGAAAGGAAAUCGGAUCCAUUGUAUUCGAGGGUAUGGACAUACCAAGAGAGCGAAGCAGCGCUGUUCUCCCUGGCUUUCGACACCGAGAAAGUGGUAUGGAAAUGUCAACAGUCACGUCGCGCAGACAGCGAUAUUGGCUAUCUUUCAGACCCAUACGAGGGAAACGAGACGAUAACCUUUUUCGAUUUGCUGAUGGCGAGCAAGGAACAGGUCUGCUCAUCCAAUCUUGAUAUGUGUAUAAGCAAGUACAUCGAGAUGUGUGCGGAUUAUUCAAAACGACAAUGCGGCGCUUUAGAUGAUAAGCUCGUGGCUUUCACGUGGGCGAUCGAACUGAUGGCCAAGGCCACGCGGUGGGAUAUCUCAGAAUGCAAGGCUGCAUUGUGGGAAAGGGACAUGCCAAGGCAGCUUCUUUUCUGUCGCCGCGCCACUGACAAACCUAACAUUGAUACCAGGACAGACAGGCAGAAUACGAGAGAAAAGACGAUGAUACCAUCAUGGUCGUGGGCGUCUAAAAGAACGCCGGUGAGAUGGAAAGAACUCAACGACUGCGACUACAAAAGAGACUACACUGCCGAAUAUAUAGCAUGCGACAUUGUUCCAGCAGACGUUUCGGAUCCUUCGGGUGCAAUCACGGGAAAGCAAUUAACGUUGAGGGGAAAUGUCCGUACGGCUUUGUGGAACGGUCUUGCGUUCAUGGCACAUGAUGUGUCACAAGCCGGCGGACAGCCGACCUCAAGACAACGUAGUCAGUCGCCCACUGUCCGGUCUGCAGACGCUUCACAGAGAGAAGGAAGAGGAGAUGCAAAAAGUAAACUUGACUUAGCUACGUCUUCGUGCCGGCGACGCGACCCACUUCUUUCUAGGUUGAUAGUAGAGGUCACUUGGGACUGUCUAUGGGAGCCUGACAAUCAAAGAGUGAAGCUCCUUGAGCUCCGCUGCACAUUCAUCGGGUCGGUAUACUAUUCUUUUGGGAUCAUUCUCACCUGCAACGGCCGGGACACAUCGGAAAGAUUAGGUUAUUUCAGAUUUAAGAACGCUGCCGGCAUGAAUUGGUUUCAAGAGCGAGACAAGAGUAUAGUUAGAAUUGUUUGA
Colletotrichum gloeosporioides is the source of this 1449-nucleotide messenger RNA. RefSeq lists its product as uncharacterized. The coding region runs from base 1 to 1449 and encodes 482 amino acids. The record is from RefSeq and is a predicted model, not a curated record. The transcript has a single exon. Lineage: Eukaryota; Fungi; Ascomycota; Sordariomycetes; Glomerellales; Glomerellaceae.